GCCAUCAUGGCAAAAAAUAAGUAUUUAAAUAUAUAAGAGACUCCACUCCAUUCAUCGAGCUUUUAAGUGCGGGUGAAAGAAAACAUGAUGUAGAAAAGCAGUUAGAACAACAACAACUGUUGAAGACCAGUCAAAAUGUGAACUAGAGUGAAAAAAAACAAGUUUACAGUGGUGUACACUGUACAGUACAAAUUCAAAAUGGCGGAUUUGAAAGGUGUGAGCGUCACAGAUUUAAACGCUACAUUGGAAGAUCCGGAAGUGUUGGACGCGUUCCGUGAGUUCCUGAGGAUAAAGCUGGAUAACAACAAGAGCACAAAUAUUGACCUCAAAAAGAAGUUUGAGCAGUGGCUUGACUAUGUGAUAAUUUGCAAUAAGAUAUUUAGCCUGGCUGAGGAGGAUAUAGAAGAUUGUAUAAACCUGAUGGUUGAGGUCGGAGAGAGGUUUAUUGCCAAACCUCCAGGAGGAUAUAAUAUAGCUCUAGCAGGACAACUGAACAGGAAAGCAUUGGAACAGCAUUGUAAGGAAUUAGGAGAUAAAACAACUCUUGAUCCUGACACAGGACUUCUCAGACCUGGUUAUGAAUUUAUCCUGGAUGGUUUAUCGAAGAAGCAUGAUAUAUUCCGGAAGACUGUGCGCCCUAGAACUGCUCUUCAUGCGCUUUUAUGCACACUUUCCUGAUAGGGAAGGAACCAAGUUGAACCUGCACAAUUACCAGUGAAUAUUAAACUCAGCAGUGAUAUUUAUAAUGUACAUAUGUACGGUAUAUGUUCAUGUACUGAAAGUCUGUACAUAAGCUUACAUGGAAAGCCAUACAUCACAAAAAUGCAUAUAUAUACAUGGUUGAAUUUAAUCUUGUGAAAUUACAGCAGUAAACCUGUAAUUAAAAGGACUUUAAUUUUAAGGGACCCUCCGUUCAUAAUUUUAAGGGACCCUCCGUUCAUAAUGAUGCCUAGCAGAUUUUAAACCUUUAUUUGAGGAACAAAGCAAGGAGGAAGAUAAGUAAAUUUUGUCCAUUUUUUUCUUUGUUGCUUUCGUUAGGAAACUGAUAAUAAUUGUUGACAAAUUACGAUCAAUUCUCAGACAAAAAAAACCAGGAUAUUUCAAUUAGUUAAAUUCAAGAAAGAUUCAAAGGGUUCCGUUAAUGUUCAAGACAUGCCAAUCUUUUUUAAGGUCACGUAGAAAAGGUUUUGACUGUUAAAUUUGUAUAAAUUCAUCCAAUGCAACAUGUGAUCUUCAAGAUAAAUAUUUGAAUACCUCAAACAUCAUCAUCAACAAUAUUUUAGAUAAUGUUACCAAAAAUUUAUAAUCAUUGCUGAUCUACAUCUUACCGUCAUGUGCAGCUUUAAAUAAAAACAGUUCAGUUCCUUAAUUGUAAAUAGAAAUGCAGAAUUUUGUUGAUUCUUAAAUAUGAUUUAUGAAACGUAUAUUAAUUGAUCUCAAAUAAAUAUGAUUAAUGUUU
This is a messenger RNA of Eurytemora carolleeae, 1459 nucleotides long. RefSeq lists its product as uncharacterized. Bases 199 to 678 code for a protein of 159 amino acids. The record is from RefSeq and is a predicted model, not a curated record. Lineage: Eukaryota; Metazoa; Arthropoda; Copepoda; Calanoida; Temoridae. The transcript is spliced from 6 exons.